Molecule: messenger RNA, 1686 nt
Organism: Centropristis striata (black sea bass)
Lineage: Eukaryota; Metazoa; Chordata; Actinopteri; Perciformes; Serranidae
Gene: rad51ap1
Product: RAD51 associated protein 1
Exons: 9
Coding region: 342-1289 (315 amino acids)
Biological process (GO): double-strand break repair via homologous recombination; interstrand cross-link repair
Molecular function (GO): double-stranded DNA binding; single-stranded DNA binding
Source: RefSeq, a predicted model, not a curated record
GUUGAAAAUAAAAGAGAAGAAGAAGAAGACGCGCUUCAGCUGCUCUAGUUUCACUAAACUGUCAUUAAUUAAUAUAAAUCCUCGUGUUUGACCUGUUAGUUGGCUGUUUUAUGCUCAUGUGACUCGGAGGAGAUUAUUAUUGAUCGGACACAUGUUGUCAUUCCAAACUAUUAGUGCUAGGUUAGCUUCUACAGCUAGCUAGCAUUAGCUGCUAGGUUAGCUUCUACAGCUAGCUAGCAUUAGCUGCUAGCUAUCAUUGUUUACCUAACAGAUAAAACGUUAUUGUGGUUAGUGUUAUCUGAAUUAAAGGCUCUUAAUUAUAAAAUAAAAAUAAAAAAGCAAUGGACCGGCCAGCGAGGAAGACAAAGGCUGUGAAUUACUCUGAACCAAAAGACUUUGAUGAUGAUGAUGAUUUUGCUUCCGUGAAGGCUCCACCCAGUAAAAAGGCGAGAGAGGACAGAAAGUCUCUGAGCAAGUCCUCCAGUCAAGAGUCCAACUCCACUCUGAGCCAGAAGAGCAGAAAAGCUUUGGAUGUGAAGCUGCUGGAAAGAGAUCUAGAAGCAGCCAUUACUCUGUCCUUGCUCAAUAACUCCGAUGGGAUAGACGGCCAGUCUCCACUCAGUAAAGGAGAAGUCGAGGUUCAACUUCCUGCCGAUGAAAACAGAGAUCCAACUUUUCUUCGGUCCAACUGCAGUGUUGAUUUAACAGUUUUGGGUCUUGAUGAAAUCACAUCAGAAAAAGAGUCUCCAGCCCCUCCCAGACAGAGAACGGCCUCUAAAGCCACAGAGGAGCCGAAGAGGAAGUUUACCGAUGAAGAUGAAGACUAUGAGCCCAAACUGACACCAGAUUCAGAAAGUGAUGAAGAUUUCAGUGAACCGGCUCAGAGCGAAGAUGAGGAAUUCACAGUGAAGAAAGUCAGCAAAACAAAAAAGAAGGAGAACGUAACAAAGAAGGAGAAGACCAAAGCGCCUCCUGCCUCUAAAAAAGAAAAGCAACCAUCAAAACCGUCAAAGUCUAAACCAGCAGCAGCAGCAGCCUCCAUACCAGUGAGAAGUCCUCAUAAGGCCCCAAGACCUGCUGUGUCCUCCUCAGUCCCAGCACCAGGACCUGCAUCCUCUGCCAGCCCAGCAGGGGGCAGAGUGCCCAGGUGGACCCCACCAGCUCAAGUUGGUAAAAGUCCCAGUUCCUCAUCGGGUCCUACGGUGAGGUCUCCGGCUCAGGGUCUGCGUCUGGGUCUGUCCCGACGCGUUCGAGUCAAACCUCUUCACCCCAGCGUCGCCACGCACUGACUCUUCUCCUUUUAGCUUUAUUUUAAAGACAUGCUUGUAAAUAUUAAUUUCUAUUCUCUCCACUACAUAUAAAGCACAGCCAGGAUUUAUUGAGCCUUGAUGCUCUCAGCUGGUUUUUAUUUCACCAUAAAUAUGAUAAAAGGUCAUGGAACAGUCAGUGGGUGUGCUUUGUUGACUCUGGUGGCUGAAUUUAGUUAUUAUUGUAAAUCUUUAUCAGUAAAGGAAUUGUGUCUACAGAUAUUUAGAUUUCUUUGUUGAUUGCAAUGGGAGUUCACAUCGAGAUAAACUGGAAUAUAGAAAUUAUUAAUCAGUUUCUCUUAAUAAUCUGCAUCCCUUUUCUACUGUGCAAACACUGUGUAUUGUGUACAUAUAUAUGAAAUAAAAGAAUUAAAACACG